CAAAAAUUUAGUAGAGAAGAUAUUUGUUUUGAUUAGAAUUUAUAAUUGAAUAUUUUCUUUUCAUUGGAAUAGGAUUUAUUUUGAAUAUAAUUUAUUUUGCGUACCUAUAUAACGAAAUGGAGUUAAAUCAAUCAAAUUUUGAAUGGACUUUUUCAAAUAGCCCCAAUUUUAAACCUUCGAGUUUACCCAGAAUGCCUGUUAGUGACCAUCCUUUAAAAAGCAUAAUAACAGAAAGAAUUCCAACGAAAGUUUUUGGCUCAGCUCCUGGAACAGCCGUAACCACCCCAGUUUCCCUUUUAAGCAACUUAAAUCAAGAAAACGAAGACUCUGAUCCCCUUUUACAUGAGUUAGAUCCUUUAUCGAAAAUGGCUGCGGAGGCAGAAUCCCAAGAAACACCUGCGAUUAAAUCAAUUAAAGAAGCAGACAGUAAUAUUUUUCAUCAAAUGGAGCCUUGGAUAUCCAGAAGAGCAUCGAUAUUAAACAAAUAUACUACAUCAGAAAGAUUAUCAAUAGUUACAAGUUUCCUGGUCGAAGGAGAAAAGGUAAUGGUAAAAGCUCAAAGUACUGCCAUCGAUAAAGUCCAACACCGCCUAAAACAAUUAGACUCGUUUGAGGAAGGCUCUCAGCAUCGACUCGACUUAUCUCAGUCCGAGUACAUAACGAAAAUAGAGCAAUUGAAUAAGGAGUUAGUAGUAGCUUGGAAUACUGAUCAAAGAGUGAAGGCUCUGAAAAUCGCUAUUCAAUGCGCGAAACUUUUAGGAGACUCGGAAGUUCUGUCGUUUUACCCCAGCAAGUUUGUUUUGAUUACUGAUAUUUUGGAUACGUUCGGUAAGCUGGUUUACGAGAGAUUAAGAGCGAAGGCUACAUAUCUUAAGCCCGGAUCAAAAACGCCUGUACCUUUACCGGAAGAUUUCACGCCUGAUAUGGUUUCGGACUCUGCUAAGGAAACGUGUUUGAACUGGUUUUACAAAAUUGCCUCGAUUAGAGAGCUUGUACCGAGAAUAUACGUUGAGAUAGCUUUGUUAAACUCUUACAAAUUUAUAGCAAUAGAUGAAUGCUCGGAAAGUCUUCAAAGAGUGACUGAUAUGAUCCAUGGAAUUGGCAAUCCGUUGGUAGCAGUUUACGUGAGAUGUUACUUGUGUAAAGUGGGAAUUACUGUUUUAAGGCAAAAGCCGGAAUUCGGGUUUUUGAUUGCGAAUUUUGCAGCUUUCCUGGAGUCUUAUCAACAUAUUUUCAGUAGAGGCAUUAAAGGAGAAUUAGAGAAACAAAACAUGGAAUUGCCAGCCUACAUCACUCUGUACACACCAGCGUUAGAUUUUAUCUUAGAAGCAGUGAAUUGUGUUGUUAACGAAUCGUAUUUACCCAAUUUACUAAAUAUUUGUAAAAAAAAGAAAAACAGCUCGCUCAUUUUAAACACCAUAAUGUCUGGCUUCAAACCUGCGUACAUCUCCGAUAGGUGCAUGGAAUUUUUGAACAUGAUUCUAGAAAGCUCCGAUGGCGGUGUGCCCAUGUACCAUUUACUUAGGACUUUAGGCUUGUGUAUCACAGUUUGUUCACCGCCUCCUGAUCAAAGGAGAGACAUCCUAGCUAUAGUUUGGAGACAGAUAAGCUCGUUCAGCCAUCCCGAUGAGUAUAUUACUUGCGCCGAGGCCUGGAUUCGAUUCGUCGUAGAAUGCUUCACGAGUAGAGAGUUAAAUUUCGUGCUAGGAGACAUAAUCGAGCACAUGUUGCCUAACAGAAGUUUCGAAAAACACUAUUCGGAGUUGAAGCUGAUAAUAUCAAAAAUCGUCAAUCACUUCCAAGAUUUCGAGCUACUUUUGAUCAUGGACAAUUUUCUACCUCUGGUGGAUCUCUUCCACGAGGAAUCGAUAAAAGUGGAGGUGUGCAAGAACAUAUUGAUCAGUUGCAGAGGCGAUUUCAAAACGAACGAUCCCGUGAUAACGAACGCUCUGAUGUUCCUGUGCAGUACAGUGCACGAUUCGGUGAAUGCACUGACUCCCGAAGAUGAGUACAAACAAAUAGGGGAAAUUCUUUGCGGCGUCGUUCGAAGGGUCGAUUAUGGAAGGGACUUCGAAGGGCAGCUCGCCUUUUUCGUCGAGGCCAGGGCGGCCUUUUCCAACGUGGACAUCGUUUUGGCGGAAUUAGUUCAGCAAGUGAACACUUUAUCGGUUUCCACGAGGCAAAUUAUGAAAGGGACUCAUAAUAGAAAAACCGCUGAUUUUGUUCGAGCCUGUGCGGCGUAUUGUUUCAUAACAGUGCCUUCGAUUUUAUCCGAGAAAACUCGACUGGAACUUUAUUUGCUCUCGGGACAAGUAGCCUUAUUCAACCAAUGUUUAGGUCAAGCGGACGCUUGCUUCAGAGCCGCCUUGAUCGUACUGUCGAAUCUGAGCGAGGCCUCCGCUAAAUCCGAUGCUUUCCUGAUACAAUACGUUAAGAAGUACCUAUCGACUUUAGUUGUGGUGCCUGAUAACCCAGACAGGCGCGUUUUGGACCUGCUGAAAUCCUUAGUGAGCGUUUUUACGGAAUGCAGCUGGAUUAAACCCGAAUAUUUGGGAAUUAUCUACCUCAGCGUUAUCGACGUACUGACCGUUUUAGCGCAAGAGGAGUACCCUUAUCACAUCGAUAAAGUUGAAUCUAAUGAUGCUCUCUACGGUUCCGAUCCGAAAUUUAUCGAGGAAAUCAACAAGGCUUGCUCAGUGAUAGUGAAGCAAAUAUUGAUGUUGAUCGAAGAUGUCGGCCCGUGUCGGAAGCAAUCUCAAUUAGCGAGUGAAUUGUUUGUUAAAAUAACGACUAGAGGUGAUUUAAGCAGGACUGGAAUUUUGGCAAUUAAAUUGUGGAAAUUGUGCUUACAGAAUGGAUAUGCAGAUAGAAAUUUCAUGGUAAAAAUGAAAAUGUCCAUUCAAAGAAGAAGCGAAUUGAAAGAGAAUAAAAAGCUGCAGCAAUUAGUUGAUAAUUUAGUUAUAUAAAUAAUCAAAUACUUCUACAUAUUGUCGUAUGUUUAAAAAAAUGUGAUAUUUGUACAAUUUUAUAUUCAUGAUAAAAUUUCUAAUCAACAAUAAAAUAAUAUAUACUAAAACAAAGCAUCAAAUGCUAACGUUUAUUAACUUAAAAAUAUUGGUAGUUUAACAUACAAGUUAUCACAAUCAUACUAUUUAUGAAUUUUCCCAUACAAUGGAUAAACAAUAAGAUAAGGUUAAGCCAUUUCUCGUUUCUUUACUAGUGUUAGAAAAGAAAUUAACUGCUAAUUGUGAAUUACCCUAGUAAGAGCGACAUAACUCAUUUUAUUGGACAUAUCGUGAUAUCCAAUGGGCCCAGCUUCGCAGUCGGCACACGUAAGGUAUUUGUUAUUACCUACAGUAUUCGAGAAUCCCACAUUUUGAAAUGUAAACAUAUCGUUCACAGCCCAAAAUAACGAAACAUUUUCGGUCUUUGGAUUUUGGUCGUUA
This is a messenger RNA of Phyllotreta striolata, 3446 nucleotides long. The record is from the annotation of a GenBank genome assembly. Lineage: Eukaryota; Metazoa; Arthropoda; Insecta; Coleoptera; Chrysomelidae.